AUGUGGUUCUUUACGGGGGUCUACGGACCUACUUUGAAAAGUUAUAGAGAACCUUUUUGGGAAGAGUUAGGUGCCAUUCGAGGACUGUGGUCUAAUCCUUGGUGCAUCGGUGGGGACUUCAAUGUUAUUAGAUUUCCCAGUGAACGUAGUAGAGAAGGAAGAUUGUCUGGUACUAUGAGAAGGUUUUCGGAGGUGUUAGAUGAGUUGGCUUUAAGAGAUUUGCCUCUUCAAGGGGGUCCUUAUACGUGGAGUGGAGGGCUCAAUGGCCAAUCCAGGUCAAGACUGGAUCGCUUCCCGAUUUCGGAGGAUUCGGAAAAUCAUUUUAGUGGAGUGUCUCAGUGCACACUCCCAAGACCUGUGUUUAACCACUUCCCAAUCCUGUUAGAUGGGGGUGGGGUGAGGAGAGGUCCAAUUCCUUUUCGUUUUGAGAACAUGUGGUUGAAGGAGGAAGGCUUUAAGGAGCUUCUUAAGGGCUGGUGGCAAGGUUUUAAUUACAGUGGGUCUUAUAACUUUGUCCUCUCAGAAAAACUAAAGGCCUUAAAAGUUAAGCUGAAGAAUUGGAAUAAGGAAGUCUUUGGUAAAGUGGGGGUGAACUUGAGGAUGGCUUUGGACAAAGUUUCUUUUUGGGAUGAUCAGGAGAGGCAGAGAGCUUUAAACGAGCAGGAGUUAGAGGCUAGAAAGGAAGCCAGGGAGGAGUUUAAAAAGUGGGCGAUUAUGGAGGAAAUCUUGUGGAGGCAGAAAUCAAGAGAAACAUGGUUGAAGGAAGGAGAUAAGAACACGGGUUUCUUUCAUAAGAUGGCAAAUUCUAACAGUAGAAGGAAUUGUUUGAAAAAGAUUAAAGUCAAUGUCCCUAAGAAAGGCGGGGCUGAUGAUUUACGCGACUAUAGACCCAUCAACUUGGUGGGAGGUCUGUACAAGAUUCUCGCCAAGGUCCUAGCUAAUAGGUUGAAGAAGGUAGUGACGUUAAUUGCUAAUGAGGCCAUAAGCUCGCUGCUGAAAGGGGAUGAAGCUGGUGUGUUAUGCAAAUUGAACCUAGAGAAGGCUUACGACCAUAUUAACUGGGAUUUUCUGAUGACAGUGAUGCAAAAAAUGGGUUUUGGGGAGAAAUGGACUGGUUGGAUCAGGUGGUGCAUCUCCAUUGCUUCCUUUUCAGUUUUGAUUAACGGUUCGCCUGCGGGAAUGGAGGCCUUAAGCUGCCUCAUUAACAGAGCAGUUAGGGGAGGCUUCCUGACCAGCUGCAAGUUAAGGGGUAGGGGUGGAAAUGGGAUUCAAGUGUCUCACCUGUUGUUCACGGAUGAUACGUUGGUUUUUUGUGAGGAUUCCCAAGAUCAAAUGGUUGUUCUAAGCUGGCUUUUAAUGUGGUUUGAAGCCAGCUCUGGUCUAAGCACCAAUUUGAACAAGAGUGAAAUUCUGUCGGUGGGAAGAGUUGAGAAUGCUGAGGUUUUGGCUUCUGAACUAGGAUGCAAAGUGGGUUCCCUUCCCUCCACUUAUUUGGGGCUGCCUCUAGGUGCUCCUCACAAAUCGGUGGCUGUGUGGGAUGGUGUGGAAGAAAGGAUGAGGAAGAGACUCGCUUUGUGGAAGAGGCAGUUCAUUUCUAAGAGGGAGAAAAUCACUCUCAUUCGGAGCACUUUGGCUAGUAUGUCGAUCUAUCUUAUGUCCUUGAUGCGUAUUCCAAGAGUUGUUAGAUUGAGGCUUGAGAAAAUCCAAAGGGAUUUCCUUUGGGGUGGGGGUGCGUUGGAGAAGAGGUCUCAUCUUGUAAAGUGGGAUGUGGUUCGCUCUCAUAAAAGGAAGGGUGAUUUGGGAAUUAUAAAUUUUUCUAUCCUCAAUAGGGCCCUGUUGUGUAAAUGGAGCUGGCGCUUUGCGGCUGAAAGAGAGUCUUAUUGGAAGCUUAUUAUCAGUAGGAAGUAUGGGGAAGAAGGAGGAGGGUGGAUCUCUCGUGAGGUUAGGGAAGGCUAUGGGGUGGGGUUGUGGAAGGAAAUUAGAAAGGAAGGAGUUCUGAUGUUUAAAAAAGUUUCCUUCACUGUAGGGGAUAGUAGAAGGGUGAAAUUUUGGAAGGACAUUUGGUGUGGAAACAUUCCCCUUUGUGAGGCUUUUCCUUCUUUGUUUGGCUUUGCUGUCUCUCAAGAUGCGUGGGUAGCAGAUUGUUGGGACUCUAUGGGGGAUGCGGGGGGAUAG
Vitis riparia (riverbank grape) is the source of this 2175-nucleotide messenger RNA. RefSeq lists its product as uncharacterized. Lineage: Eukaryota; Viridiplantae; Streptophyta; Magnoliopsida; Vitales; Vitaceae. The transcript is spliced from 4 exons. Bases 1 to 2175 code for a protein of 724 amino acids. The record is from RefSeq and is a predicted model, not a curated record.